AUGGAAGAGUGUCCUGACGCCGGCAGUUCACCUUCCAGUGCCACGGCAGUCUUCAUUCGCGAAGAGAACAGCACCACCGCAGGGUUUGUGCCUAUUCGCUUUAACGGCAACAUCACUGUACGUGAGCUGGCGGAGGAGUAUUGUAUUACCAGUCUGAUAGAGUGUGAUGCCACCGGCUCUGUGCAGCCACGGGCCGUCGCGUUAGACUCCCCAUUCGAUAUUCUGCACGGCGGGAAAUAUUAUAUCGCUAGACGUGAUGUGAAGGAAGUGGGACUCUCGCCGCGGGUGACGUUUCGGGGAAAGAUUAUAGUAGAAGAGUUUGAUGCGGAUCAUGCAGUGGCUGCGAGAGAAAAUGAUGAGAACACUUUACAUUCAACAGUACCAGCAGCUGCAGAAACAUCAACAACAACAUCAAUGAUGAUGAUGUCAGGCAAUUCUGUGAAGAAAAUGGGAAUGACACGGAAGCGACGUGAGCGCGAUGAUGAUGAUGAUGAUUGGAAUGAUGGAAUGGGAGAAGGAGUAGGAGAAAAAGGAAAAGAUGAGGAUAAAAGUGAUGAGAAUAUUAACGGGAAUACACAUAUGUUUGUUCCUUUUGUGGGUGAUCUUUAUGAUGAUGGAAAUGAGCGACUCAUUCAACUUAAAGAUGUGAAGAGACUUUGUGAAAAUGUAGAGAGUGAUGAGGCGGAGUUCAGAGCCCGACAUGAUAGAGCGGAAACUAUUUUAAAAGAAGUGAAAGAAUUACUUGUAGCCCUUGCGAAUGCUAGUAAUGUCUCUGUUGAAGAUGAGCCAGGUCUAUAA
Messenger RNA from Trypanosoma theileri, 798 nucleotides. RefSeq lists its product as uncharacterized. The transcript has a single exon. NCBI's taxonomy places the organism in Eukaryota, Euglenozoa, Kinetoplastea, Trypanosomatida, Trypanosomatidae. The record is from RefSeq and is a predicted model, not a curated record. The coding region runs from base 1 to 798 and encodes 265 amino acids.